Cydia pomonella (codling moth) is the source of this 1989-nucleotide messenger RNA. RefSeq names its product S-adenosylmethionine mitochondrial carrier protein homolog. Gene Ontology annotation, molecular function: S-adenosyl-L-methionine transmembrane transporter activity. Gene Ontology annotation, cellular component: mitochondrial inner membrane. Lineage: Eukaryota; Metazoa; Arthropoda; Insecta; Lepidoptera; Tortricidae. The record is from RefSeq and is a predicted model, not a curated record. The coding region runs from base 459 to 1313 and encodes 284 amino acids. The transcript is spliced from 7 exons.
AAUUUAAUUAUAAAAAAAGUCCAAAAUGUAUUCGAAAAAUCUAUGAAAUAUACUUUGUUUUGUGAUUUUUAUAUUUAUAGUUUUUUGGCGAUUCUAACUUUGUUCUAACUUUUAAUUUACCUAGUUUUAUUCAAAGUUAUCUUCAAUACUCUGGCAAUAUCCUAAGUGUCAGUCAGAAGUCAGAGACAACAGAGUGUGUACAUCCGUUAAAUUUUUAUUUCACUUUCUUUUAAAAGUUUCAAACGCUUUAAAGUAUAAAUCUCAGUUUACAUAAUAAUGAUGAAACAUUUACAGAUUACUGUGAAAUAUUUACAUUGGUGUAAACAUCGUAAAGAUAACCUAAUCUUAUUAAACUUCAAAAAGGAUUUUUCUUUCAAACGUCAAAAGAGAUACGUAGCGUAGUGAGGUUAGAAUUUUGGUCGUAUUUACUUCAGUGGCGUCAAUCAAAAUCUUUAUAAAUGGGAUCCUUAGAGAAACCUGAAUUCGUAGAAUCUACAUAUUUAGCGCCUUUAAUAGCGGGCGCGUUGGCAGGGAUCUCGGUAGAUGUGGCCCUGUAUCCCUUGGACACGCUAAAAACACGGCUACAGAGUGAACAGGGUUUCCAGAAAGCUGGAGGCUUCAGAGGGGUGUAUAAAGGGCUACUAACAGUGGCAACAACUUCCAUGCCAACAACAGCUCUAUUCUUCAUGUCAUAUGAGGCUACUAAGAAGCUAGGUGAGCCCCUGGUGGCCCCACAGUAUGCUCCGCUGGUCCACAGUGCUGCGGCUUGUGUUGCUGAAGUGUUAGCGUGUGUAAUCCGAGUGCCGACCGAGAUCGCCAAGCAGCGCAAGCAGACGUACGUCGGCAGUGAGAAGAAGAGCAGCAUCCGGAUAUUAGUUAAGGCUUACCAAACUGAGGGUCUCCGGAGAGGCGUGUACCGCGGGUUCUUCUCAACAGUCGCUCGAGACCUGCCCUUCAGCUUCCUAGAACUGCCCUUAUGGGAGUUUCUCAAGACGCAAGUGCGCCAACAUAACGGCGGGGAUAUAACGAGUUUUCAAAGUGCGGCGUGCGGCGCGCUGGCGGGCGCGCUGGCGGCGGCCGCCACCACGCCGCUCGACCUGGCCAAGACGCGCAUCAUGCUCGCCCCCGACUACGGCCACCAGCGCAAGCUGAGGAUCAAACCUAUACUCCGCAGUAUAUACGCUGAAGCAGGCGUACGAGGCCUGUUCGCCGGCGUGACGCCGCGCCUAACAGCGUUCAUGGCGGGCGGAUUCGUUUUUUUCGGCGUCUACGACUACAGCAAAUUGCUGGUCAACAAUUAUCUGGGGAGCUAACGAAGGUAUUUUAGAUGUACCUACUCCCGUUUAUUGUCGCCCCACGUGACAGCCGUCAUACAUGAGGCGGGGACAUGAUUCAUAUGAAUCUGUGCCCGGCGGGGAUAAAUGGGAAUACACCCUAUGACCAUUCACGCCGUUCGUGUUUUUUAGCGUCUACGACUACAGCAAACUGUUGGUCAACAACUUGGGAAGUUAACGUUUCUUCGGCUGUAUACAGGAAAUAAAACUAAAAACUGUAAAAUAAACUAGAACCACCCAAGAUAUUAAAGAUGUAACAGACUGGCGUACCAGACCGCUACUUUGGUCCGGUCGACAUGUCUUUCUCGCUUUCACUUAUCGACGACCGGUUGGCCUAGUGGGUAGUGACCCUGCCUACGAAGCUGAUGGUCCCGGGUUCAAAUCCUGGUAAGGGCAUUUAUUCGUGUGAUGAGCAUGGAUAUUUGUUCCUGAGUCAUGGGUGUUUUCUAUGUAUUUAAGUAUUUAUAAAUAUUUAUAUAUUAUAUACACCGUGUUUUUAUUGAAUUGCGUUAAGUCCGGGGUUUCGGUAAGUACGUUUAAGGAAACUAAAUGGCAUAGUUAAUUUUCAAAAAAAAAUAUUUUUUUUGUUUUUUUUUUUUACUAUUCUUAUUUUUAUAAAAAGUAACUAAAUGUUGCAUAUAGCGUUGUUGUAACA